UGGUCACAAAUUCCUAAAAAUAUCGUCGCCAUAUUGGUAUUGUCAAAAAGUUCGGGCUAAAUCAGUGUUGAGAAAAAAUGGUUUUUCACUCAUUUACCACUGAAUCUUCACUGUUUGUGUGAUCUAUAUUAACAGUGUGUGACUUUAGAUGUUUCGUUUUUCGGAGCAGUUGUGGUGUUUGGUUUGCAAAUGAUGUUUUCCGCCGAGAAAUGUGCGGAGCAGAGCACGGGUACUUCAGAGGGAGCUGAGCUUCUCGCCGGUGUCAGCGAAGGGCCGGGGAAGCAAGGAGUGCCCCCUGACGAAGUGGCCUCCGCAGUGGCUUCGGUGUCCCAAGAGAUCGGUGAUAUCCUGAAGGAUGAGCUGGGUGACGCUGACAGGGCUGAUCGGAUCGGUGCGGAGCUUGAGAACCUCAGUGCUGAACUCGGAAUGCUAGCGGGGCUGGCAGACCACGAACCUCAGCAGGAUUUCCCGUCGCUCUUCGAGAUCGCGAUGGGGAGCCACACCCACAGCCAUCGAGUGUCCGGCAGCGGGACAUCCUCGUCCUCCUCGUGGUCGGGCAGCGCGCGGCGCCCGGCGCGCCCGCAGCGGACCAAGCGGCGCCCCAUCGCCAAGGGCAAGGAGAUAUCCCGUCGUCGCAGCGCGGCCGCGCGGCGAGCCGCCUCGCUGCGCGUGCGUCGUGUCGAGGUCGUGUCGGACGCGUCGGACGUCGGCGCCGAGUCGGACGACUCGGAGGGGCAGUGGACCGAGCUCGAGGAUGCCUGUUCAUCUGACAGUUCGUCGUCGAAGCGGGUCGCUGAGGAGGCAGCGUGCAAUGGCUACCAGGAAGAACAGGCGGAACCGGAGGCUCCAGCCAUGGGGCAGUUCCUGCUGCCGCUGCUGAGCGCCGAGCCGGCACCGGAGCCCGAGCGGGCGCUGCUCAUCCGCCACGAGGACAUCCUGCAGGCUGUUAGGCUGGCACCAUUGCAUCUCCUGACUUCAAACGACGAUGUUGUGCCGAACGACCUGCCUCUAGAGGAAGAGGCGCCGCUCGAGCAGACUGACUCGCUAUCCGAGGAGUAUGAGUAUGAGGAGCCUCCAGUAACGCCUGAGGAAGAGGCUGCUUUGCUACAUUACGUUUGCGAAGCGGAGCGGCUAGCAUGUUCUCAAGAGCCGGAACAGUUCACCGCUGUGGAAGAGUGGCUGCUCGGCGUCUACCACGCGUGGUGCGAGAUCAGCGCGCUCAUGUACACGCUCAUAGGGGCCAACAUGAGUGUGGAGAUGGUCCGCGAGGACUGGGUGUACCGCGCCCGCUUCGGGUGCCACUGCCGCCUGUGCCUGUGCCUCGCCAACAACGCGGAGGCGCUGGCCCGGGUGCUCCGCCCCCUGCUCACGGCGCUCGCGAGAGGGAGCGAGACGAUACCAACGGCGGUGGCUCUGAUGCGUGCUCUGUCGCUCUCGUCGGCAGCGGAGCCGUGUCGCUACGCGGCGUGGCAGCUGUCGCGGCUCAAGCGGCACGCCGUGCACGAGACAGGUCUUGCCAUAAUACACGAGCAUCUGCUAAGACUGGAGGCAGAGAGCGAGCUGACUUGUGACAUCGUUAAUAAAGUGUGUUUAUGUCAACCCGUCGAUGAACCGCUGCAAAAAGAAAACGCCAUGGAAAGGUUGUUCAAGAUAUUGGAGAACUUUAAGGCUGCUUCUACAAUCACAUUUAAGGUGGACAUAGUGCCGCCCGUGGAGAGCGGCGCGGGCUGCGCGUGGGCGGGCAUGUGGCGCGCGCGCCUCGCGCGGUACCUCGCGCCCUUCCAGCGGUGCUCCACCGCGGCCCGCCUGCGCGACAUGAUGUCGCGCCCCGCCACGAGGGAUCUGAGUGCGUGGUCGGGGUACCAGCACCGCUGCGACUGCCUGACGCCGCGGACCGUGUGUGCGCAACAGCGGAAACUACUCUUGAGGAUCUCCUUCUUCGGCAUGAUGCAGGCGGUGAACGAGUUCAACAGCAGCAAGGAGCACGCGGCGCCCAUAGAGCCCGCGGGGGAGGAGCUGCAGCAGGGGGACGGCACGGGGGCCAAGCCUCCAGACACGGAGGGGCAGCCGGCGACGCAAGGCGAGGGAGCGAGAGAGCUGGAUGAGCAGGACAGCGACAAGUCCAUCGGCGACUUGGAUGACCUAUCGGAGUCAGACGGCGGUUCGGGCUCCCUCGGCCUCUCCAGUUCGUCUCUGGACUCGGCCUCGGAGCUGCUGCUAGCGGCCGCGGCGGCCGUGGAGUCCGGCUCGGAGGGCGCGGCGCCCGGCUCGCUGUGCCGCACCGUGCGGCAUCUCAUGCGCUCCAUCGCGUCUAUAGAGAGCUGUGCCGCGCACCAGCUCAUCCUGGACUCGGCCUCGGAGCUGCUGCUAGCGGCCGCGGCGGCCGUGGAGUCCGGCUCGGAGGGCGCGGCGCCCGGCUCGCUGUGCAGCACCGUGCGGCAUCUCAUGCGCUCCAUCGCGUCUAUAGAGAGCUGUGCCGCGCACCAGCCCAUCCUGGACUCGGCCUCGGAGCUGCUGCUAGCGGCCGCGGCGGCCGUGGAGUCCGGCUCGGAGGGCGCGGCGCCCGGCUCGCUGUGCAGCACCGUGCGGCAUCUCAUGCGCUCCAUCGCGUCUAUAGAGAGCUGUGCCGCGCACCAGCUCAUCCUGGACUCGGCCUCGGAGCUGCUGCUAGCGGCCGCGGCGGCCGUGGAGUCCGGCUCGGAGGGCGCGGCGCCCGGCUCGCUGUGCCGCACCGUGCGGCAUCUCAUGCGCUCCAUCGCGUCUAUAGAGAGCUGUGCCGCGCACCAGCUCAUCCUGGACUCGGCCUCGGAGCUGCUGCUAGCGGCCGCGGCGGCCGUGGAGUCCGGCUCGGAGGGCGCGGCGCCCGGCUCGCUGUGCAGCACCGUGCGGCAUCUCAUGCGCUCCAUCGCGUCUAUAGAGAGCUGUGCCGCGCACCAGCUCAUCCUGGACUCGGCCUCGGAGCUGCUGCUAGCGGCCGCGGCGGCCGUGGAGUCCGGCUCGGAGGGCGCGGCGCCCGGCUCGCUGUGCCGCACCGUGCGGCAUCUCAUGCGCUCCAUCGCGUCUAUAGAGAGCUGUGCCGCGCACCAGCUCAUCCUGGACUCGGCCUCGGAGCUGCUGCUAGCGGCCGCGGCGGCCGUGGAGUCCGGCUCGGAGGGCGCGGCGCCCGGCUCGCUGUGCAGCACCGUGCGGCAUCUCAUGCGCUCCAUCGCGUCUAUAGAGAGCUGUGCCGCGCACCAGCUCAUCCUGGACUCGGCCUCGGAGCUGCUGCUAGCGGCCGCGGCGGCCGUGGAGUCCGGCUCGGAGGGCGCGGCGCCCGGCUCGCUGUGCAGCACCGUGCGGCAUCUCAUGCGCUCCAUCGCGUCUAUAGAGAGCUGUGCCGCGCACCAGCUCAUCCUGGACUCGGCCUCGGAGCUGCUGCUAGCGGCCGCGGCGGCCGUGGAGUCCGGCUCGGAGGGCGCGGCGCCCGGCUCGCUGUGCCGCACCAGAGGUAACAGUGUCAGCUGUGCCGCGCACCAGCUCAUCCUGGACUCGGCCUCGGAGCUGCUGCUAGCGGCCGCGGCGGCCGUGGAGUCCGGCUCGGAGGGCGCGGCGCCCGGCUCGCUGUGCCGCACCGUGCGGCAUCUCAUGCGCUCCAUCGCGUCUAUAGAGAGGUUGAUGGACAGGGUGCUGCAGCACUGCGACGAGUGGCCGGCCGCGCAGCACUGCCGCCGCGGCGACGAGCCGCCUGACGACCGCAACGCCAGGAAAAAGGUGGACAUGGGCUUAUCAGAGGUGGACCGGAAGUUGAUGGCGAUGUACAGACGGUUACCUGAAGUCCAUCGGCGGCAGCUGCAGGUGUAUCGGAAGCAGAAGAAACUGUCCACGGUGUGCAUGCAGCUGGUGGGCGGGCGCGCCCCCGCCCCCCCGCCGCCCGGCUCCCCGCCCCCCGCGCCCGCGCACCAAGCCUGCCGCGCGCUCUGCCCCGAGUACCACCUGCAGCGGUUCAAGGAGGUUAGACGCAAAGUGAUGCACAUGAGGGACCAGCAACUCUACUACCACAGGCUUAGAAUGUGGCUAGAGGAGCAGCUGCGGAACGAACGCGAGAGGGAACGGGACAGUAUGCCAGAAAGCAAUGUGACCCUAGUAGACGACAUACCCCGCCGCAAACGUCGAAGCAACAGCCCUAAACAACGUUUAGGCGCCGCCCCCAAAAGAAAACUAGCUCCGCCCUCCCGCCCGCACCGCAUCCUUCAAAUGCUCAAACACAAGGCGCCCACGCAACUACUCAGGCUCAAAGAUGAUGAUAAGCAGGAGGUCGAACCGCCGGAAGCGUUCCCUCUAGAGAAGGAGGAUAAUGUAAGCGACACCGAGACGAUAGUCGGCGAGAAAGAGACGGAGUUAUGCAAAGAAAUGAAAGAGUGCCUCGUGAAGUUCGCCAGCUUCGCGCUGAACAGCCUCGACAAGGGUUUGCAGGAACAUGAGCAGGAGUCGGUCAGCCCUCCGUUACAGGAAAUGUCUCCAACAACUUCCGAGCCGAUGCCCGUGUACACUCCCAAACCGAGCCAGAGGUUACUCCAGGUCAACAAGUUUCUCCCUCGCGACGACACCGUCGAUUUCCAGUCGCAAAUCGUACCAGAAGUCCUAAACGUACCCCUAAACGCAAGGCGGACGCCCGUCUUAGUCGAAGAGGAAGAAAAAUGCAUCAAAGUCGACGAGAAAGAUCCCAAUGUCUACAAAUAUGUUACCUUCGGUUUAGAAAUCAAAAAAGCUAUGGAAGAAUGCCAAAAUAUCAUCAAUUCUUACAACAGUAUUAAUAAAGAAGAGGGGAAGGAGGAGCAAGACGGGCCGCUUUCUUUAGAACAAAUAUGCGAAGUCAUGAUGAGUUUGGAUAAGAAUUCAGCUGAGUUCCUAGAGAAAAUGGACUCGGAUGAACCUAUAGAUAUAAACACAGCUAAUACUAAACUAGUGGAACUAGUAGAAAACAUGCCGCAGAUACUAGCGAACAUGCCCGAGAUAGCGUCCAAACUUUCAGAAUUCGCUAACGCCUCUUUUGAACUCCCCGAAUUCGCUUCGAUCAUGAACAGUCUCCCUGAAGUUAAUAAUGAAGCCCAACUAACCCCUGAAACCUUAAGACAGAUAAGAGAACUAAAGUUAAAUAAGAAUAAGGAUAGCGUUAAGGUAACUAAAAACACUGCCAAACGUAAAACAAGGAAAAUUAAGAGUAAUGUAGAACACGACGAUAUCAUAGGCACAAUGACUCUAGAAUUUGACAGCCAGGACAUAACAGAGCUUCUGAAAGACGAAAAAGACUUACAAGCUAUAAUGAAAAAUAAAAAUAAUAAGGAAGAUUUGAAAAUCUCCGAUCUACUCUUCUCUAUAUCAGCUCAAGUAGUUAUUAACAAAGUGUUCGAAUAUUUGAAACAAAACAAAAGUCCUGAGCUAGCUAAGUGUCUUGAGGAUGAUAUUAAUAAGGACAUAUUUAAUACGCAAAAGAAUAGCAUUAAUUCUGAAAUGUAUUCGAAAGCAUCGACGUUAUUUGACAAUUUUGUAAAAGACGCUCUGAGCAUGGACCAGUUAAGAGAGCUAGUGAAGGAUAGGUUUAAUUCUAUGAAGCACUAUGUAGCAACGAAAUUUAAUGGUAUACCUGUAGAGUUACUAGAAAACGAGAUAGAAGCCAUGCUUGAGAAAUUUUAUACUUAUAUACAAGAUUUAGCUGGAAAACAGAACGCCAGCGAUAGUGAUAAGAUAAUACAAAAGAUAGAGGAGUUAAACAAAAACUCGCAGUCCGAAAGCGAUAGCGAAGGCUGCCCGGCCUCUAAGGAAUCUUUAAAACAAAUUUCAAAACUUCUAAGCACCUCUGCUGGUAACACUUUCGAUCUACUAAUAAUGAAACUAUCUAAAAUGUCUUUAGACAAAAAGACUUCAGUGAAAAGUCUGAAAUUUAAAUAUAUAGAUGUUAUAAAACGGUGCGCGGAUUCUGUCCAACUAACAGGGUGGAUUGUACUCAAUCCGGAGAUAGCUAGUAAUGUUAUAGAAGAAAUGACAGGAAUACCAAGUAAGAAUACAGAAAACGUGCCAGAUUUUCUUACCAUGCCUGACGAAGAAAAGAAAGAAUACUUCUUAGAGCGUUUAAAAGAUAUGAAUAAGUCGUACAUGGACACAUUGCCUAAAGAUGUGCUCUCGGGCGACGAGUGGCUAGUAAUGCUAUAUAGACUAGAAAAACUAGAAGCUAAGAUUAAGGAAUCUUUUACUAAAUUAAGUUUACCUAAAAGCCCAGCUAUACAGGCAAGCGAAGCUGAAAUACUAGCCGCUAAAGGCUUAAGCAAAAUCAUAGGUAAGGCUAACUCUAGAGUAGUGAAAAAACCGGAGCAAAAAGUUAAAAAAGAAGAGAAAAUCGAAUCGAAAGAGACAGAAGAAGAUAAGAAAUCUAAAAACGAAGUGUUGCUAGCGAAAUGCGAAGCGAUAUUAACGUCUAAAGGAGAGAAAUCAUUAUUAGACAGUUUUUAUACUAUAAAAUCAUAUAUCACCCAAGGUUUACCGGUACCGGAAUCUUAUAAAAAGCAUGUAAUUUCAAUAUGCUCAAGCAUAGAUGCGAAAUUACUAGACGACGAUAUACAGGAGACUUUGAAACUUGACGAGGCUGAAGAUAAAGAUAAGGAUAAGACAAAUCUAUCUGUCAUAGGCUCUCAAAACCCUGAGCUGCUAGCGAAAUAUUCAGCUCAAGCUUUAAGAAACGCUAAACAAACAUUAAACGCUGUAGCCUUUAGAAAUAUGAUGCGAAACGGACAGACGAAAUCAGAAUCAGACGCUUGCGAUACUCCGAAAACUGAUUGCAAAUGGACGAACGAUUGUAUCUGUAACUCCUGCAAAGACAACGAUAAUGUGUGUUUAGGGGACAUUGUGAAGCAAUGUUAUGAUGACGGCAAGAGCAAGACGGGGCUAGAGGAGAAGAAGAAGGAGGUAAAAGUGGUUAAACCGGCGGUGAAACCGGCGGCUAAGCCGAAGGUGUGCGAGAACGCGUCGCAUCAGCAGCAUGUUUGUAAAGUCGGUCACUCGAACGGCACUGCCGCGUGCGCGGGCGACGGCGCGGCCGACCAGCCCUGCACGUGCUGCUACUGCACCGUGUUCGGACAUGCGCCGCCGCUCACGACGCCGGUGCCGCGCAACUACAACGAGACGAGGGAGCGUUUGCGCUCCAUACUCAAUAAGAAAAAGCAGAAAUGCAGGACGGCUAACGGUUCGGCGUCGCCAGUGGCAGUGAAGCCAGUGCUCGCUAAGCCAGUAGCAGCCAAGCCGGUGGCAGCCAAGCCGGUAGCAGUCAAGCCGGUGGUAGCCAAGCCGGUGGCACCGCCCGAGGUGCCCAAGCCGGUGCCCGCGCCGCCCACUCCUAAGCCGCCAUUCGUGUUCCAGGCGCUCCCCAAAACCCUCCCCCCGGCGGGCCCGCCGCUCACGGCCGCGCAGACGCACGCGCAGCUCAAGCGGCAGGGCGAGCGCCAGCCCGACAAGAUGGCCGCCGUGCUCGACAAGAUGGCCGACAUGAGCGUCAGCGAUGACAAACCCAAGGUGAGUACAAGUAUGCGUCAGCAGCUCAAGCGGCAGGGCGAGCGCCAGCCCGACAAGAUGGCCGCCGUGCUCGACAAGAUGGCCGACAUGAGCGUCAGCGACGACAAACCCAAGGUGAGUACAAGUAUGCGUCAGCAGCUCAAGCGGCAGGGCGAGCGCCAGCCCGACAAGAUGGCCGCCGUGCUCGACAAGAUGGCCGACAUGAGCGUCAGCGACGACAAACCCAAGGUGAGUACAAGUAUGCGUCAGCAGCUCAAGCGGCAGGGCGAGCGCCAGCCCGACAAGAUGGCCGCCGUGCUCGACAAGAUGGCCGACAUGAGCGUCAGCGACGACAAACCCAAGGUAAGUACAAGUAUGCGUCAGCAGCUCAAGCGGCAGGGCGAGCGCCAGCCCGACAAGAUGGCCGCCGUGCUCGACAAGAUGGCCGACAUGAGCGUCAGCGACGACAAACCCAAGGUGAGUACAAGUAUGCGUCAGCAGCUCAAGCGGCAGGGCGAGCGCCAGCCCGACAAGAUGGCCGCCGUGCUCGACAAGAUGGCCGACAUGAGCGUCAGCGACGACAAACCCAAGGUGAGUACAAGUAUGCGUCAGCAGCUCAAGCGGCAGGGCGAGCGCCAGCCCGACAAGAUGGCCGCCGUGCUCGACAAGAUGGCCGACAUGAGCGUCAGCGACGACAAGCCCAAGGUGAGUACAAGUAUGCGUCAGCAGCUCAAGCGGCAGGACGAACGCCAGCCCGACAAGAUGGCCGCCGUGCUCGACAAGAUGGCCGACAUGAGCGUCAGCGACGACAAGCCCAAGGCAUUACAACGCACGGUGCCGGUUCAAGUGAACGUGCCGCCCGCCUUGAAGGCUGAGGGAAAAGUCAACCCCAACGCUAUGGAACAGAUUCGAUUACAGCAACUAAAACAACAACAACAGCAACAGGCCGCAUUCCAGCAGCGACCCGUCCCUCAACCCGCGCCCGCCCAAAAGAAACCGGAGCCCAUCUACGACCUGCCCAUACACAACAAGCCCACGCUCACACCGCAGCAGCAGCAGCAGAUCCAGCGGCAGCAGCAGCUGCAGCAACAGGUACCACCGCCCACACUGUUAAACCGGAGCCCAUCUACGACCUGCCCAUACACAACAAGCCCACGCUCACACCGCAGCAGCAGCAGCAGCAGCAGAUCCAGCGGCAGCAGCAGCUGCACAGCAGCAGCAGCAGCAGAUCCAGCGGCAGCAGCAGCUGCAGCAACAGGUACCACCGCCUACACUGUUAAACCGGAGCCCAUCUACGACCUGCCCAUACACAACAAGCCCACGCUCACACCGCAGCAGCAGCAGCAGAUCCAGCGGCAGCAGCAGCUGCAGCAACAGGUACCACCGCCCACACUGUUAAACCGGACAGCAGCAGCAGAUCCAGCGGCAGCAGCAGCUGCAGCAACAGGUACCACCGCCCACACUGUUAAACCGGAGCCCAUCUACGACCUGCCCAUACACAACAAGCCCACGCUCACACCGCAGCAGCAGCAGCAGAUCCAGCGGCAGCAGCAGCUGCAGCAACAGCUACAACAGCAGCGUCAGAGCAGGCCGGCGGCGCAGCAGGUGUCUCUCUCUAGCAGGGAUACCAGCGUAUUUUCUACGUCCAGCGGGUGCUCAGGGAUGACGUCACACAGCGGUGGUGGCGGGUGCUGGCGCGGCGUGCAGCAGGACCCUCGCGACCUGGACGCGCUGCUGCAGUACAUCGAGGGGCCGGCGCGGCACGUCGACCGCGGCAAGAAGCGCGCCAAGAAACAGCGGCAGAAGGGCAAGCGGGUAUGUUCCGGUCCGUUGAUGACGUCACACAGCGGUGGUGGCGGGUGCUGGCGCGGCGUGCAGCAGGACCCUCGCGACCUGGACGCGCUGCUGCAGUACAUCGAGGGGCCGGCGCGGCACGUCGACCGCGGCAAGAAGCGCGCCAAGAAACAGCGGAUGACGUCACACAGCGGUGGUGGCGGGUGCUGGCGCGGCGUGCAGCAGGACCCUCGCGACCUGGACGCGCUGCUGCAGUACAUCGAGGGGCCGGCGCGGCACGUCGACCGCGGCAAGAAGCGCGCCAAGAAACAGCGGAUGACGUCACACAGCGGUGGUGGCGGGUGCUGGCGCGGCGUGCAGCAGGACCCUCGCGACCUGGACGCGCUGCUGCAGUACAUCGAGGGGCCGGCGCGGCACGUCGACCGCGGCAAGAAGCGCGCCAAGAAACAGCGGAUGACGUCACACAGCGGUGGUGGCGGGUGCUGGCGCGGCGUGCAGCAGGACCCUCGCGACCUGGACGCGCUGCUGCAGUACAUCGAGGGGCCGGCGCGGCACGUCGACCGCGGCAAGAAGCGCGCCAAGAAACAGCGGAUGACGUCACACAGCGGUGGUGGCGGGUGCUGGCGCGGCGUGCAGCAGGACCCUCGCGACCUGGACGCGCUGCUGCAGUACAUCGAGGGGCCGGCGCGGCACGUCGACCGCGGCAAGAAGCGCGCCAAGAAACAGCGGAUGACGUCACACAGCGGUGGUGGCGGGUGCUGGCGCGGCGUGCAGCAGGACCCUCGCGACCUGGACGCGCUGCUGCAGUACAUCGAGGGGCCGGCGCGGCACGUCGACCGCGGCAAGAAGCGCGCCAAGAAACAGCGGAUGACGUCACACAGCGGUGGUGGCGGGUGCUGGCGCGGCGUGCAGCAGGACCCUCGCGACCUGGACGCGCUGCUGCAGUACAUCGAGGGGCCGGCGCGGCACGUCGACCGCGGCAAGAAGCGCGCCAAGAAACAGCGGAUGACGUCACACAGCGGUGGUGGCGGGUGCUGGCGCGGCGUGCAGCAGGACCCUCGCGACCUGGACGCGCUGCUGCAGUACAUCGAGGGGCCGGCGCGGCACGUCGACCGCGGCAAGAAGCGCGCCAAGAAACAGCGGCAGAAGGCGGUGGUGGCGGGUGCUGGCGCGGCGUGCAGCAGGACCCUCGCGACCUGGACGCGCUGCUGCAGUACAUCGAGGGGCCGGCGCGGCACGUCGACCGCGGCAAGAAGCGCGCCAAGAAACAGCGGCAGAAGGGCAAGCGGGUAUGUUCCGGUCCGUUGUAGGAUGACGUCACACAGCGGUGGUGGCGGGUGCUGGCGCGGCGUGCAGCAGGACCCUCGCGACCUGGACGCGCUGCUGCAGUACAUCGAGGGGCCGGCGCGGCACGUCGACCGCGGCAAGAAGCGCGCCAAGAAACAGCGGCAGAAGGGCAAGCGGAUGGAGGUCCGUCUGCUGGAAGAACACACGCAGCUGGGCACGCAGCUGAACCGCAUGCGGCUAGAAUUGCGAGCGAUGCAAGCGCGACACAUGGUGACCGCGCGCCAGGCCGAGGAGGCCAAGGCGCAGCUGAAACAGACGCAGGCGAAGAAGAAAGGAAAGAAACAAAAAAUGAAUCCAGCGCAGCAAGCCAAAACGCAGUUGAUAGCUGAACAACUAGGGGAGCUUAAUACUCUACUGAAUGCGACAGCUAAGGAAGUAGCGGAGGCGGAGCGACAAGUGUCCGAGUUCGCUGCACGCUUCGAGGCGUGCGAGCGACAAUUAGCAUUAGCCCGCACCUUACAGGGCGACUCGCCGCGCCCGCCCCCACCCGUGCCCACCCCCGCGUCCGCCCCGCAGGUGCACAGACACGUGAGUACAUUAGCCCGCACCUUACAGGGCGACUCGCCGCGCCCGCCCCCACCCGUGCCCACCCCCGCGUCCGCCCCGCAGGUGCACAGACACGUGAGUACAUUAGCCCGCACCUUACAGGGCGACUCGUCGCGCCCGCCCCCACCCGUGCCCACCCCCGCGUCCGCCCCGCAGGUGCACAGACACGUGAGUACAUUAGCCCGCACCUUACAGGGCGACUCGCCGCGCCCGCCCCCACCCGUGCCCACCCCCGCGUCCGCCCCGCAGGUGCACAGACACGUGAGUACAUUAGCCCGCACCUUACAGGGCGACUCGCCGCGCCCGCCCCCACCCGUGCCCACCCCCGCGUCCGCCCCGCAGGUGCACAGACACGUGAGUACAUUAGCCCGCACCUUACAGGGCGACUCGCCGCGCCCGCCCCCACCCGUGCCCACCCCCGCGUCCGCCCCGCAGGUGCACAGACACGUGAGUACAUUAGCCCGCACCUUACAGGGCGACUCGCCGCGCCCGCCCCCACCCGUGCCCACCCCCGCGUCCGCCCCGAAGGUGCACAGACACGUGAGUACAUUAGCCCGCACCUUACAGGGCGACUCGCCGCGCCCGCCCCCACCCGUGCCCACCCCCGCGUCCGCCCCGCAGGUGCACAGACACGUGAGUACAUUAGCCCGCACCUUACAGGGCGACUCGCCGCGCCCGCCCCCACCCGUGCCCACCCCCGCGUCCGCCCCGCAGGUGCACAGACACGUGAGUACAUUAGCCCGCACCUUACAGGGCGACUCGCCGCGCCCGCCCCCACCCGUGCCCACCCCCGCGUCCGCCCCGCAGGUGCACAGACACGUGAGUACAUUAGCCCGCACCUUACAGGGCGACUCGCCGCGCCCGCCCCCACCCGUGCCCACCCCCGCGUCCGCCCCGCAGGUGCACAGACACGUGAGUACAUUAGCCCGCACCUUACAGGGCGACUCGCCGCGCCCGCCCCCACCCGUGCCCACCCCCGCGUCCGCCCCGCAGGUGCACAGACACGUGAGUACAUUAGCCCGCACCUUACAGGGCGACUCGCCGCGCCCGCCCCCACCCGUGCCCACCCCCGCGUCCGCCCCGCAGGUGCACAGACACGUGAGUACAUUAGCCCGCACCUUACAGGGCGACUCGCCGCGCCCGCCCCCACCCGUGCCCACCCCCGCGUCCGCCCCGCAGGUGCACAGACACGUGAGUACAUUAGCCCGCACCUUACAGGGCGACUCGCCGCGCCCGCCCCCACCCGUGCCCACCCCCGCGUCCGCCCCGCAGGUGCACAGACACGUGAGUACAUUAGCCCGCACCUUACAGGGCGACUCGCCGCGCCCGCCCCCACCCGUGCCCACCCCCGCGUCCGCCCCGCAGGUGCACAGACACGUGAGUACAUUAGCCCGCACCUUACAGGGCGACUCGUCGCGCCCGCCCCCACCCGUGCCCACCCCCGCGUCCGCCCCGCAGGUGCACAGACACGUGAGUACAUUAGCCCGCACCUUACAGGGCGACUCGCCGCGCCCGCCCCCACCCGUGCCCACCCCCGCGUCCGCCCCGCAGGUGCACAGACACGUGAGUACAUUAGCCCGCACCUUACAGAGCGACUCGCCGCGCCCGCCCCCACCCGUGCCCACCCCCGCGUCCGCCCCGCAGGUGCACAGACACGUGAGUACAUUAGCCCGCACCUUACAGGGCGACUCGCCGCGCCCGCCCCCACCCGUGCCCACCCCCGCGUCCGCCCCGCAGGUGCACAGACACGUGAGUACAUUAGCCCGCACCUUACAGGGCGACUUGCCGCGCCCGCCCCCACCCGUGCCCACCCCCGCGUCCGCCCCGCAGGUGCACAGACACGUGAGUACAUUAGCCCGCACCUUACAGGGCGACUCGCCGCGCCCGCCCCCACCCGUGCCCACCCCCGCGUCCGCCCCGCAGGUGCACAGACACUUGGAAGCGGCGAUGCUGCACAAGCAGCAACUGCAGCAGCAACACCAGCAGCUCCAGCAGCAGCAUCAGCAGCAAAUGCAGCAACAAUUCGCCGCCGCGCACCUGCUGGUCAGCGACAAGAUGGACCGCCAGAAACAGAAGGCGUUUAUCAUGAUGCACGCGCAGCCGCCGCCGCCGUCGCCGCCGGCCUCGCCGCCGCGCAAGCACACCUGGGAGCAGGCGCUCGCGCACAUCAACCAGCUCGCCAAGGGCUCCACCAAGGAGAAGAAGAAACAAAAAGAAGUUGAAAAGCCGAAGCCAGUGGAGGUGAAACAGAAGGAGCCGCAGCGGUCUCAGUCGCUCCCAGACAACCAGCCGCUCUCUAAGAAACAGAGGAAACUGCUCGCCAAGCAACAGGCUGAAGAAGAAGAGCGAAAGAGACAGCAGCAGCUCCAGAAGCAAGAAGCGAAGAGUAAAAAGGACAAAGAUAAGAAACCUGAGCCUCCCAAAGCUGAACCCAAGAAAGCAAACAAGAAAGACACCAAGAAACAAGAGCCAGUGAAGAAAGAGGAUAAAAUAGAUAAGAAAAAGGAGAAAGGGAAGGAAAAUAAACAGGAGAAGGCUCCACCACUACCGGCACCUACCGCGAAACAGACGAAGCAGAGCAAGAAAGAGAAAAAAGAACAGAAGGCGCAUGUUAUCAACAUCACCGCCGACACCACCAUUGAGGUGGUCAGCAAAAAGGGCUCCCCGGGCGCGGCGGCGGCGCCGGCGGCCUGCAGCAUCAUGGAGCAGCUCAGCUGCGGCGUGCAGGUAUCUGAUUUACGGUUACCACCCGGUAUUACGUUAACAAGAGUACAACCUAAUGAGAAGAAAGAACCCGCUCCUAUCAAAUCUGUGCCGCUGUGGAAGGCGCACGCGCUGGGCGCCGCGCCCACGCCCGUGGCGCGCCCGGCGCCCGUCAUCAACGCCGACCCCGCCGCCAUGAUGUUCACCACCGCCGCUCCGGAACAACCGAAAACAAUAAUAAUACCCGAGCCGACCCCCCAACCGGGGCGCUCCAAAAAGGCGAAGAAGAAGGCCAAGAGAGCCGCCGCCGCCGCCGAGGCCGAGCCCAAGGUCGACGGCACCAAGAUGGUCACCCUCCGCAACCCCAUGUUCCAUCCGAACGUGCCCCCCGUCGCCAACCCCGUCAAGAAACCAGAAAUAAGGAUCCCGGACCCCAUCCCGAUGCCGCCCAACGCUUGCCAGGCGACCAUCACCCCCACAUCCAACGGAAUGUACACUAUCAGGAACCCGUUAAUGUCCAUGAUGCACCAGCAAAGCUUAAUGGGGCAGCAAACCAUGCCGAUGUACGGACAACAGUAUAACUAUGUCAACCCUAACACUUAUACACCGGUGCAGACCGUACCCAACCCGCAAGCGUACGUUCUAGAUCCAUCUAGAAAUUCACCGAAGCAAGAUGAAUUCCAAAAUAGAAUUAUGAACUUGGCGUCGUUUACACAGAAAAACGAUGAAGGUUAUUCGCUGUUCAAAACUAACGAAGACAACCAGCAGAACAACUUCCUAACACCGGAGUAUUAUCUUGAAAAUCCGAGCCCUAAGCCGGUCGUAUCGCCGAAUCCUAUAGGAACCAGACCGAUUAACGACUCUAACCGAUCAUUUGACUCGAACGACUCAUCGUUAUUCACAAAUACGGUGAGACCUGAACCUUUAGGCACUGCUAUAAACGACUAUGCAGGACUGUAUACCCCGUUUGGUCAAGAAGACCGUAACGUAUUCAGAAAUGCCUUGUUCAAUGAUAAUAACGUGCCGAGUUACGGCAGUUACGAUGAUGCGGCGAAUCAAAUGGUGAACGGGGACCCGCUGCCGUACUUCCAGAGGUUGAGGGUUGGAUCUAAGUUGAAUAAUGAAGUGACGAUACAUCAUGUUACGGAGUCCAAGUUUUAUAAGGGACAGGACGGGUGCGGCGCCGAGGUGCGCGACGAGUCGCUGUUCUCGCGGCCCGCGUGGCCCAGCGUGUACCCCAGACCACAGCCCGUGGGCGUGUCCUCCCCGAGCUCGCUGUCGGGCUCGGGCGGCGGGGGCGGGGGCGGGGGCGGCUCCGGGGGGGGCUCCCCGCCCGACGACGACGCGCGCUUCGGGCCCGUGCAGCGGCCCCCGCCCCCGCCCCCGCACCCACACCCGAGACCCGUCUAGAUCACACAGUUUCCCACCAACAUCGACCCACAAAACCGACGAGCACAACACAAAAUCCAAAAUCUUCCCGACAUAUUAUUCAGAAAAUAUAGACAAAAAUAUCUAUUAUUUAAUGAAAAACGUAAACAUUAGUAUAAAAACACUCAAAUACUAUUGUUAAAUAAUGUACGAUCUACACCAAACGACUAAAGUAGAGGUAAAUUAUUUAGGAGCCGUGCACGCAUUGGUCACGCAAACGGUGUGGCGUAUUACGUAAAGAUCUAUAUAAUACAACAGACACGCGAGAUAUACAGCUCGUCUUUUCUAACUGUAUCGAUUAGAUGAUAAUGAUUCAAAUUCUUUUAAUAUCUAAAACACGAGCCAGGUUCAGGUGUUUUGUGUAAAUCGUACAGUGUUAAUAGCGUAGAAUUUUUUGACAUGAAAAUCGAUAGGUAUUUUAUUUAAUGACUGUGACAUGAAUAUUUAUUAUAAUUGAUAUGACAUUUUAACUCGCCUUCUACUAUAUGAUAUUAAGCGUAUGCUGAGACGCAGGCGACGCAGUUCACGCAGCGCAGAGCAGAUUUUGUAAAGUAUCGUCCUUGGGCUGCAGCGUGCGUAGCUAAAGGACAUUCUAUACUUUACAAAGUCUGCUAAGCUUGUGUGGGCGAAUCAACAUUUUGCUGUCACUCGUUGCCAUGGUUAUAUUCUCCUGGACAACUCUUAAAGACUUGAUAUAUAACGUGUUUGGAAUAAAACCUCCAUCAGUGGGGUACAGCGUAUUUGUCUAAAUAACAGCACGAUAAGUUUAUCGCGUGGAUAAAUCCAUCCAUAAAAUCCUCUGUAAAGAUUUGAUGGUGACACUUUUAUCAUCUAUCGUGUCAUAUACUUUUCUAAUGUAUUUAGAUUAUUCAUUAUGUUGAUAUGUAAAUGAAUAAUCCAAUAUCGUAUCAAAGAAAGAGAUUGCAAUUUGUUCUCACCUAAAUCUCAAGGACUUAACUCGUGUAAUAAAUCUUCUGCAUGGUGCGUAAUUAUAAUUACUUGAUUAUACAUUAGCAAUAAAGGCAAUUUAUAAGUCUGAUUUGUAAUUUUCACAGACCGAUAAGACUUAGAGCUAAAAUGAAAAGCUUUAGAACCUCUAAAAGGAAUAAGUCCUUUGGAUAAAACCAAUUAAUAUAAUAAUUUAAUUAAUUGUUAACACUGAUACUCUUGCAUUUUAUUUUCAUUAUUGUUAUUGUUGUUUUUGUUCUAUUGCACAAAUAGCUGUUUUACUCUGUAGAAACUUUAUUAAACAUGAUGUUAAAAUAUUAUCAUUAAGGAAACUUUAAGUCUACCUUCAAGAAAAUUUUCAGUCUUAUGUAUAACUAUAAAAGGCUGUUUGUUUCUUAAAUAAAUAAUAUUUCGAGGAUUUGAACCAAAAUAUCAGUUGAAUUUAUUGUUGAAGCAACUUUGAAAAGGAGUGUACAGGUUUUUAAACGGUAACUGCUGCAGUUGCAAGCGUCCGUAUGCUACGAUAUCCGCUUACCGGGCUGUGAGCUUUUUUGCCACGUGGUAUAAUUGGCAGCUCUAAGUCUUAUCUCUGUACUGGGCCUUUGGCCCUCGACCCCGACACUGACGUAUGACGAAGUUCGUAUGGAACUGAUAAGAGUAUUAUAACCGACAGCAGGUUGUAUGUAAACGUUAAGUGAAAUGUAUAUUAUAGAUGAA
Molecule: messenger RNA, 17004 nt
Organism: Cydia strobilella
Lineage: Eukaryota; Metazoa; Arthropoda; Insecta; Lepidoptera; Tortricidae
Exons: 68
Coding region: 190-15321 (5043 amino acids)
Source: RefSeq, a predicted model, not a curated record